AUGGCCAAAAAGAAAAGAGAUGCCCCGACUGCCAAUCGUGGGCCGCCGCUGGGUGAACGUGCUCUGUUGCAAGGGCGGAACGACGCUGUGACUGAGCUGCUGAGGCAUGUGUGGCCUGUGACGGCAUCGGUCAAGCUACGAAAGGAGGGAGUUUGCCAGAGCUACGACAACAGCUCGGGGGCUGUACAGGAAGGUGGCGUAUGCUUCUUUCCUUCUUUCCUUGUGGGUGGUGGUUGCCCAUUCUCUACACUACUGCGUAGCGCAGAAACCAGGGGGCUGUGGGGAACGACUGGCGAACGCUUGCCCAGCCGGCACGCUGAGUGCCGCGGAGAAUUGGGCGUUGAACAGUAUCCUGGCUCGUUCCCAUUCGAUGAUCCCCACUCGCCAUCGGCGCCAUCCCCCAUUGUCAAAUCGCCCAAACGGAGCCUCUUCCCCAAACGCCCCGUGCCCCCCUGCUGCACACCAUCGACAGCCUCCAGGUAUCGCUCGUGUACACCGAAGACGAGAACGGCGAUCGGCGCGACAAAGACCGACAAGGCAGUGAAGGCAGUGCACAGUCUAGCGGGUGAGUGCGGGAUCACCUAUAGCCAUUUGGAACGGCCUGUGUCUGUUGGUACGGCUCCUAUUAGCUGGCGAUUGGGGAUGGCUUUGGCAGAAACGCGACCGAGUUUGACAGUUCCAGGGAGAACAGGUACGCCAUACUUUGUCGGUGCACGGCAUGCAAAGGCAGCAGGAUCGAGGCUCAAGACUCAAGGCUCAAGGCUGCAGCUGGAAAAGCGGCCAAUGGCUAGCCAGGCACCAGAAGCCCAAAAGCAAAUGCCAAAUGACAAGUUUUUUGCCUUGCAGUCACCGGGUGCACAUGUGGGAGAAUACGGAAUACGAAGCGGGAUGCAUCCCGGUAUCUUGCCGCUGCAGCCUCGCUCUCGUCUUGGUUGGCUCGCAUACCGCCCAUCGCUGCCAAAAUACAUGACAAGAGCAGUCUGGUCAACAAUGAGACCUUACUCAGGGGCGCUGCACAUUUUAAAACGACGAAAAUUCGACGGGAUGGGAUAA
This is a messenger RNA of Sporothrix schenckii 1099-18, 1053 nucleotides long. RefSeq lists its product as uncharacterized. The transcript is spliced from 2 exons. The record is from RefSeq and is a predicted model, not a curated record. The coding region runs from base 1 to 1053 and encodes 350 amino acids. Lineage: Eukaryota; Fungi; Ascomycota; Sordariomycetes; Ophiostomatales; Ophiostomataceae.